Molecule: messenger RNA, 375 nt
Organism: Gongylonema pulchrum
Lineage: Eukaryota; Metazoa; Nematoda; Chromadorea; Rhabditida; Gongylonematidae
Source: the annotation of a GenBank genome assembly
AUGCGUUGUUCAAUUGACGAUUCGUGGAUACCUUCCGGAAACGUGAUUAUGAGUUCACCAACACAGGAGAAAGGUGUGGCACUGGAGCUCGGUCUACGUGUGCGUGACGGCUUCUCGAAUCCUUUGCUUUCACUUGAUGAGCCGAUAUUGCCGCAUAACCCUAUUGCACACAUCGCGUUUGAUUUUGAGACAAAAUGUGCCGAUGACAGCUGCGCUCUCUAUUUUAUUGAAGUAGGUUUGGACGCUUCAUCGGACUCGUACUAUCGCAUUAUCGCUGAUUUUAGUGGAACUCAGCGGUAUCAGUCAUAUUUUUUUCCGAUUAUUUCAGCAAGUCCAACGCAGUUUCUCUUUGUUUUUAUAAGGUAUACAUUUUGA